This is a messenger RNA of Sebastes umbrosus (honeycomb rockfish), 4189 nucleotides long. It is a transcript of the gene rpgrb, whose product is annotated as retinitis pigmentosa GTPase regulator b. NCBI's taxonomy places the organism in Eukaryota, Metazoa, Chordata, Actinopteri, Perciformes, Sebastidae. The record is from RefSeq and is a predicted model, not a curated record. Gene Ontology annotation, molecular function: ubiquitin protein ligase activity. Gene Ontology annotation, biological process: visual perception; protein ubiquitination; ubiquitin-dependent protein catabolic process. The transcript is spliced from 14 exons. Gene Ontology annotation, cellular component: photoreceptor outer segment. The coding region runs from base 202 to 3882 and encodes 1226 amino acids.
CGUAACCUAGGAGAGGUUACGUUCUCAGCGUCGUAACCUAGGAGAGGUUACGUUCUCAGCGUCGUAACCUAGGAGAAGUUACGUUCUCAGCGUCGUAACCUAGGAGAAGUUAUGUUUACUUCCGGGUUGUCAGAGUGGAAAACAAGAGGGACUCCAACACGCCCACGACGAGCGAGCAAAGCGGAUUAAAGUCCCUCAGAAAUGGCUGGGGAGUCCGAGGACGAGAUACCAGAAUCAGGAGCCGUUUUCACUUUUGGAAAGAGCAAAUUUGCCGACAACAUCCCCAGUAAAUUCUGGCUUAAAAAUGACGUCCCCUUAAUAAUCGCCUGUGGGGACGAGCAUACCGCCUUAAUAACAGAAAAUGGGAAACUCUUCAUGUUUGGCAGCAACAACUGGGGCCAGCUCGGUCUGGGAUCCAAACUGACUGUGAACAAGCCCACUUGUGUCAAAGCUCUUAAGUCUGAGAAAGUUCAGUUUGUGGCCUGUGGGAGAAACCACACUCUCAUCUACACAGCUCAGGGGAAAGUGUUGGCCUCUGGGGGGAACAGUGAGGGUCAGCUGGGGCUCGGUGACUGUGACGAGAGGACGUCCUUCCAGAGGGUCUGCUUCUUCGACUCACGUGGACCAAUCAAAAUGCUCGCUGCCGGUUCAAACACCUCCGCCGCUCUCACAGAGAGCGGUAAACUGUUCAUGUGGGGCGACAACACGGAGGGUCAGAUCGGUUUGGGGAAGGAGAGCCACGCCUCGACGCCACAGGAAGUCAACGUGGGACGACCAAUCAGCUGGGUGUCCUGUGGAUACUACCACUCUGCCUUAGUCACAGUUGACGGUGCUCUGUACACGUUCGGGGAGCGGGACAGCGGUAAACUGGGUCUGGGCACCGACCAGCUGCCCCGACACCGAGUCCCUCAGCUGGUGAAGAGCGUCAAGGAGCCGGUAACACAGGUGGCCUGUGGAGGUGGACACACAGUGGCACUCACAGAGGACGAUGUGUUCACGUUCGGUCUCGGGCAGUUCGGACAGCUCGGUCACGGGACGUUCAUCUUCGAGUCUCGGCUGCCGCGGGCGGUCGAGCACUUCAAGAAGGGACGGGUGUGUCAGGUGGCCUGUGGAGAAAACCACACGGCUGUCAUCACAGAUGGCGGUUUGCUCUACACAUUUGGAGAUGGCAGACAUGGGAAACUGGGCCUGGGCGAAGAAAACUUCACCAACCAGUUCAAACCAACUCUGUGUCCGCGUUUCCUCAAGUAUAACGUUCAGGCAGCUACGUGCGGCGGCUGCCACAUGGUGGUGUUGGCUCGGCCGAGGGGUCCGAGCUGCACCGAUGUGACUCUGGAGGAGGACGACGUGACGGAGGACUACCUGGAGAAGCCGUAUGUGGAGCUGCUGGGGGACACGGGCGACUCCUCCACCCUGCAGAGGAGCCUCUCUGCUCGGGUCCGCAGGAGGGAGAGGGAGAGAUCUCCGGACCAGUUUGGUGCCAUGUUCCGCACGCUGCCCGCCAUGAUGCCCGGCUACCUCCACCCGCCGCUGCCCGUCUCCAGCCAGAGCAUCCCGCCCAGGCUGCCUCCACCUGAGCUGACCCACAGAAAGGUGCUGAACGGCACUCACCAACACAGGAGCGCAGGGUCAAUGCACCAGGAGCAGACAGGGGGCGAGACAGACAGCGUUGUGGAGAGCCUGACCGACAGCGACAGCGUUAAAGGUCUGGGAGAAACCUCUGACUUCCUCAACAUGACACAUAUGAUGAAGAUGGACCCCGGUGAUAAAACACUCACUCUGUCUCCAGUUCAGAAGAGGAAGGGUAAGCAUGGGAAGACCACUAAAGGGCACAAAGAGAACCCAAUAAAGGAAAGAAAGCUCUCCAAGCAGAGCAGUUUCUCUUCCACUUCCCCGUCUCGUGAGAGCAAGGCUGUCUCUCCUCGCCGGGGGUUACCCACCGAGCUCCUGAGGAGCCACAGUUCUCGCUCUCUGGCCUCUCAGAGCCCCCAGAGACACAAAACAGCCAAUCAGAACAAAGAGAAUAUGAUCAUGGCCAUGGAGGAGCUGCAGAGGAAACCCAGUAAACACAAACCCAGUGUAGGGGACAUUAGGAAGGCAGCGUCCAGGCAGCGGCUCAGGCCAGCUCAAGGGAAAGGCCAGCUCAUAGAGGUUGGCAGGAAGCUGGUACCAGACUCCAAACAAAGUCCUAAGACCAGAAAGACCGGUUCAGGGGUCGGCUCUGAACCUGCAGUCAAAGUUAAGCCGUCUAAACCUGUCAGUGUUAAAAGCAAACCCAUAGUGGUGCAAAGUCACGCAGGAGUUAGCUCGCCAGGUAAAGAGAGUUCAGGUGGUCCUCGGCGGCUUGCUGAGGUUAAACAAAAAUUUAAAGAGAGCACUGAUUUUUCUAAAAAGUCUAAGAACGAGAAAAACAAAAAAGAGGCCCAGUCAAAAAGAGAAACACCGUCAAAGCUCGGCCUGCUUGCCGGAGCUGCCUCUAUCGCAGCAGGGUCGGUGUUAAUGCAAGAGGUGGCGUUCAGAAGCUCGCCGUCGCCGUCCGAGAGCAGGCGUGGCGUCCUGAAAGAGAGCAUGACAAAAUCACGGAGCGAGGAGACUGAAUCCUACGCUGCAGAUUUCAGCAACAAGUCCUCGGUCAGCAUCAACAUCAUACCGGAGAGUCCUGAAGGCACGAGUCGGGGCGAGAAGGAGACGAGUCAGGAUGGAAGCGAGGAGGAGGUCAAACAGGAAGAAGAGGAGGAGGAGGAGGAGGAGGAAGGGCAGAGAACGAGUGCAGACGUCAGCGAGGAGGAGGAAGAGGAGGAGGAGGAGGAAGAGGAGGAGAAUGUCAGUCAUAGUAUCAAGAAAGUAACAGAGGAAGAAGAUGAUGAAGACAGCAACACUCUUCAACCAGAGGAUGAGUCAGAAACUGAUGUAGAUGAGGAGGCAAGCAGGGAAGAGGAGGAAGAUGAGAGUAGUGCUGAGGAAGAGGAGGAGGAAGAGGAGGAGGAGGAAGCAAGUGGCAAAGCAGGAAGUGAAAGUGAAGACGAGACUGAAUCCAAAGAGAGCAAAGGAGGUGAUGCAGAAGAGGAGGAAGAGGAAGAGAGCGAGGAAGGGUCGAGUCACGAGAUAGAGAGCACAAGAGGAGAGUCUAAAAAUGAGGAGGAAGGUGAGGAAGAAGAGGGGGAUUUGGAAAGCGAAGGUGAGGAAGAGGAGGGUGAAAGUGAGUCCGUAAAGUCUUCGGAGGAGAGACAAGAGAGUGAUGGAGAGAGUGAGACAAAGGAGGAAGAGGAGGAGGCGAGUAGUGCUGAGGAGGCAGAGGAGGAGGCAGAGGAGGAGAGUAGUACUGAGGAGGAGAGUAGUGAGGAAGAGGAUGGUGAAAAUGAGGAUGAAAGUGAAGAAGAGGAAGAAGGAGAAGAGGAGGAAAGUGAAAAUGAAAAGCAGGUGGAGGAAGAAGAAGAAGAAGAAGAAGAAGCAGAGGAAGAGAGUGCUGAGGAAGAGGCAGAGGAGGAAAAGGAGAGUGGAGAAGAAGGAGAGGAUGAAGAGGAUCAAAACAGUGAGGAAGAGGAUGAAGAGGCUGAGGACGAAAAGGAGAGUGAAGGAGAGGAGGAAGAGGAUCAAAACAGUGAGGAAGAGAAUGAAGAGGCUGAGGAGGAAGAGGUUGAUAAAGAGGAGGGGGAGGAGGAAGAGGUUGAUAAAGAGGAGGAAGAGGGGGAGGACGAGGAGGAGGAGGAGGAGGAAGAAGAAGAGGAGGAAGAGGAAGAGGUUGUCAAAAAGAAAAAGUCUGCUGAAGUCAAAAGCAUUAAAUCUGGAGGUAAACUGAGGUCAGGGGUCAAAGGUCAGGCAGCAGACGAGUCAGAGGAGUUUUGGGACGACGUGUUGCCGCAGUACCUCAACCUGAAAUAACACAACCACUUCAGAUGAUUCUGUUCAUUAUCAAUCAAUCCAGUCAUUGAUUAUUAUUUAUUAUUUAUUACAUCACAAAAUAAUGACGACUUUGACAACCAGAUAAAAUGUCUUUUUGCUUCAUAAUGUUCCCGUGAAGAUUUUUUUAUCAGGUAUGUAUUCCGCUGGUCGUCACCGAUACGACCCCUCUGGAGGACGGAACCUGCCAAAAUCAAAAAUCAAUCAAUCAAUACAUAAAUGACUCGAUAAAUAAAUAAAUAAAUACAUGUCAUUAAAAGUAGCAAAAAUAAUAUUAAAAAUAAAUGUA